Caenorhabditis auriculariae is the source of this 1026-nucleotide messenger RNA. NCBI's taxonomy places the organism in Eukaryota, Metazoa, Nematoda, Chromadorea, Rhabditida, Rhabditidae. The record is from the annotation of a GenBank genome assembly.
AUGUUUUGGCCAAUUUUAUUGAUUUUCUAUGUAAUUUUUGGAAUCUCAAAUGCGAGGAAGUGCUACGGAGGUGUGGCGAAGCUUGGUGAAGAUGGUGGGUUACUUUUUUCGAAUUUGGAAAGAUAUAAAUUUUCUGCCUUACUCAAUGUCCAACAGCUUGAUGAGCCUCUUGAUAUAAAUUCUUCCUCACAUAAGGUUCCUUAAAACUAAAGCUACCUUUUCCAUUAAUCAGAAUAUUUUUGAAAGGAAUUGAGUAGUUUCUUUGAACCACAAAGUUUGUUUGAUAAACUCACAUCAAAAAACAUUGUUUUCUUAUCAAAAACCAACUUUUCUAAUUGUUAGACGCGUUCGACGACCACGUCUGCCCAUCACGCGAUAAAUGCUUCGUCCAUCAUUAUUACGUUGAUUCGAACGGCACACGAGAAGCCAUGACGGAGAAGGGCUGCGUCGAGGAGGCCAUGAUCGACGAGUUCAAAUACGCGGCGAGUUUCGGAACGUUUUGAAGUCUGGAUAUGGUGGGACAGGCAUUUCGUAGGAUUCUAGAAGUGUGUAGUAAAUUGAUACAAUUCGAAAAAGUUUCUGAGAAAUUUUUAAAUUUUUAAAAUUUUUUUCUGAUAUAAGCUUUUAUUCGUGUUCUAAAAUUUAAGUAUUAACUUCCUUUUUAUCAAAAUUCUUUGAACACGGAAUGUGCGAGAGCGUCGCAGUGCAUGCACACUACACACCACACUUUACGGAAAAGUAUGCGCGGGGCGUCGUUAAAAACACCGUGAAAUGAUAUCAAUUUUCCAGGUGCCUUGCCUCAACUUUGACAUGUUCAACAACACGUUUACUGAUGAAGAGUUGACCCAUCAAAUUCGCUGCGUUUGUUAUUCGGUAAACUAUGAAUAUCUGUCCGAAAUGGAACAAAGAAAUUUCCAGGAUUUCUGCAACAAACUGUUCGCCGAAAACCCGAAUUCCGCGAAUUACCGAAACUCUUCAACUAUUUCUCAUCUUUCCAGGUUUAUUGAUGAGGAGAUGGCUAGUUGA